Molecule: messenger RNA, 3487 nt
Organism: Ictalurus punctatus (channel catfish)
Lineage: Eukaryota; Metazoa; Chordata; Actinopteri; Siluriformes; Ictaluridae
Gene: pld3
Product: phospholipase D family, member 3
Exons: 12
Coding region: 262-1710 (482 amino acids)
Molecular function (GO): catalytic activity
Source: RefSeq, a predicted model, not a curated record
GCACGGGCGAGGAAGUAAGGAAAUCAAACGCGUGCGCAUAUCGGCGCAGCGAAACUGCAGACGCACUCGUGUUUCAUUUCUCUUUUAGAAGUUGUUCUUUAUUUCUUAGUGUUGUCUUAUUGUUGUCUCUCAGUCAGUCUGUUCAUCAUAAAGGAAAUCAUCAUUAAAGGUGCCUGCUUGGUUUCGGAACGUGUUUGUGACAUUUCUCCUUAUAGUGCUGAUUCCUGUUUCGCCUCUGAUGUGUCUCUGAGGUCUGCAAGCAUGAACUCUGAUGUUGCAUAUGAAAAGAUGGCUGAUGUGGAGUCGAGUAAAAGAGAGAGUCUUCUGAAACUCCAAAAGUAUUCCAGGUGUAUUCUGAUCCUCACCCUUCUCACUGCUGUGCUGCUCAUGAUGUUUAGCAUUCAAACACUUCUAAUUCCCUCAAUCUUAACAUCUGGCCCGAAGACAAAUCCUCCCAUCGCACACCCCUGCACUGAUACCUGCAGACUGGUACUGGUGGAGAGCAUCCCAGUGGGAUUGGAAUUCAACUCGUCUGUUGGUAAUCCAUCCAUCUAUCAGGCAUGGCAGAGUCUCUUGUCAGAGGCGCAGAGCAGUCUGGACAUUGCCUCGUUCUACUGGACCCUCACUAACGAGGACACACACACACAUGAGCCAACGGCCAAUCAGGGUGAGGAGAUCAUGCAGGAACUUGUAGAGCUUUCUGGGAAAAUCUCUGUGCGCAUCGCUGUGAACACUCCUCAGAAAAGACAGCCACAGCGUGACAUCCAGCUGCUUAUUAAUGCUGGUGCCGACGUGAGGGAUGUAAACAUGCGAGAUUUAACUACUGGUGUGCUGCACACUAAGUUCUGGGUGGUCGAUAAGAAGCACAUUUACAUCGGUAGUGCCAACAUGGACUGGAGAUCCUUAACUCAGGUGAAGGAGCUCGGUGCUGUGGUAUAUGACUGUAAGUGCCUUGCUGAUGACCUCGGGAAAAUAUUUGAAGCCUAUUGGUUCCUUGGUGAGAGCAAGACAAUACCUGCACCCUGGCCCAGCCAAUACGCUACAGCCUUUAACAAAGACACACCAAUGCAGCUGCCAAUCAACGGGACAGACUCUAGAGUUUACCUGUCGAGUUCUCCUCCAUCUUUGUGUGCUGAGGGCAGAACUUCAGAUCUUCAGGCUAUUUUAAGUGUUAUUAACGAUGCACAGCGGUUUGUUUACAUUGCUGUGAUGGACUACCUGCCCGCUGUGCAGUUCUCAUUUCCUAAAAGAUACUGGGCUGAUAUUGACACUGAACUGAGGCGUGUGGCAUUCGAGAGGAAGAUUCAUGUACAUUUGCUGAUCAGUUGCUGGAACAACACCUCUGAAGACAUGUUCCCAUUUUUACGCUCGCUUGCAUCUGUACAGGAUUCAAAGAGUAACCUCGACAUUCAGGUGAAAAUCUUCAUCGUUCCCAGCAGCCCUAGUCAAAAGGAAAUUCCCUUUGCUCGAGUGAACCAUAACAAGUACAUGGUGACAGACAGAGUUGCCUAUAUAGGAACGUCAAACUGGUCUGGCGAUUACUUUGUGAACACAGCAGGCUCAGCGUUAGUGGUGAAUCAGACUUCGACCUCAUCAUCAGAAUCCACAGUGAGAGAACAGCUGCAGGCUGUGUUUGACAGAGAUUGGGAUUCUCCCUACAGCACUCCACUCAACCACAACAGCGACCUCAAACAGAUCUGUGAAAUAUAAUACAGAACCAGCAGGGGGCACCUUAAAUCUCCCUUGUGUUCCAGUGUCGAUUUAACACGGCCUCAUCAACUUCACCUAACACCUACACUCUUAAAAAUAAAGGUUCCAUAUAGAACCAAAAAGGGUUUUUCAGCCUGAUGCCAUAGGAGAAUCCUUUUAAGUUGCACAAAGAAAAGUUUACUCUCAAGUUCUUCACAGAACCAUCUCUUUACUGGUGCUUUAACGAACCCACAAAUGGUUCUUCACAGUAGUGCCACAAGGAACCAUCUUAUGUUACCUAUAAAGUUCUCUAUAAAAAAUGAAAUUAAAGUUUAAAAAAAAAAAAAAAACUUACUUGGUGCUUUAAGGAACCACAGUAAGGUUCUUAAGAGUGAUGUCUGCCAGGGGCACUUUAUAGGUUUCACUUUAACCUGUUAAGGGAUAAUAUUUUGAAGAACCAAUACACUGCUCUGAAGAACCUAUAAUGAAUCAUAAAGAACUUCUUUAAUCUCCAAAGAACCAUAAGGCUCAACUCAAGAACCAUAUACAAUGAAAAAUGGUUCUUGACAAGAAGAAGGUUUUUUGAAGAACCUAUGGUGCUGUAAAGAACCAGUGAAGAACAUUUAUUUUUAAGAGUGUAGGCCAUGUAAGGGGAGGAGUAUUUGGGAACACACUCAACCUGUGCAGCUGGAACAAUAUAGCUGAAUUGUUUCCUCUCAGAUUUACAUCUUUGGUUGCCUUUACACACAAAAAAAUAAAUAAAUAAAAAAAUUGCAAGUUGACAUGUAGCAUAAUAAAACACAACCUGAACCCAGGUAAUGAAAGAUAAAUGUUUCAAUCAGAUGGCAGCGGUUUGCCUUUUGGUUUACUCGAGUUUCUAAAUUCUGUAGUGAUGUUGACUUGAUUCCAGAUCCAGCACUUUUCUAACUAACUUGAGAUGAUUGAGUAACAGAAUGGCCAAUACGAUAGCAACUACAAGAAAGUCAAUAAGGGUAAGAAAGGAAGAAAAAAAAAAACUUGGAACAGAGGGCAUGUUGUUCAGCCCAGUGCACAAUCAACUGUUUGCAACUCCUUGCACUACAUAAACGAUAACACAAUGAACAUAAUUGAGGGAACUUCAAUACGGAAUGUUUACAUCUUCACAAUUUCCUUUUUUUCCUGCAUGACUCAGUUAUUACAGAUAGCAUUAUAAUCCACUUGCACUUUGGUGUAAAAACGAUGGUUUGGCCAAAAAUGAAUAUUGUCUCCCUACUCCAAAUGUAGUCGAUCAGCCAAGACACGUUUGGUGUCCUGGUAGGAGGAAUGGAUUUCUGAUUUCCAAAGGGUAAAAGCAGGAAUGUAUGUUAGAAGUGAUUUGGUUGAUAGUAAAUUUUCCUUACUUGUUAGCUACAUUGCUUUUGUAGCUGCAGUGGAAACCUAAAGAAGCAAACUUCAGAUCAAGCACGUCUUCGCUGUUGACUGAUGAUGCACUGAAGGCAGUAAUGCUUUCUUUUGCCAAACUAUCGUGCUUACAGCUGCGAUACAUUCUACUGUUUUUGUCUUUUGUAACAAAGGGAAUUUAAACCCUGUACCUGGACAGAUGCAUGUGUUUUAUUAAUAUUUUAGUAGCAUUUUUUAAAUUAAACUGGUAUGAAUUUUAUUUCCUCAGGUAAAUCUAUAGCUGAUCACUGAUGCCCAGAAGUCUCAGAAUAAUUAUGCUGCUGUCAUUUAGCUGCCUUAAAUGUUACUUGAAAUGCAUUACCAUUUGUACCUAUUAUGUUUUUGUGUUUCUUUUCAGUGAAUAAAUACUUUUACUCAC